GAGCCGGGAUCUGCGGCAUGAAAGCGACCCAUGUGGAGAACUUUUGUGCGCUCCAUUGUUGGGGGUGUCAGGCCUCGGGAGAGUAGAGGGGGGGUAGGCUGCUAUAAAGCUCGUCUCUCAUGAGCGUGGAAGCCAAAGCAGCUGAAACUAUUGGCCUGACUCAGCAGACACACCCAAGAAGCGGUUCCUGAUUUCUCACGGUGUUUUUUUUUUCCAUUCCGGGACCAUGAUGAUCCCAAGCGUCAUCGCGCCUCCUCCUCUUUACGCUGGCUUGUACCGGCCCGCCGCGGCUCUGCCGCUCCACCAGACCCUGCCUUCCAUUUUCCCGAACCCAUCUAGCUUCCUCGUGGAGGAUCUGCUGCGGAUAAGCCGCCCCGCUUCCUUCAUCAACCGGACGGGGCCGCCCGCGAGCGGCGGGCUUCCAACCGUCACCACCACAGCGUCCUUCACCUGCGCGUCGGCGGAGCGCGCGCCAGUCACCAUGGCUGUCACGCGAGAAUCAUGCUCACCCAAAACAUCAGUGCCGCACAACAAGGACCCGAGUUUCCUAAAGUUUGGAGUAAACGCCAUCCUGGCGCCGUCACCAAGGACAGCGUCCUCACCUCAUCCAGCUCACGCCCUCCCCUCCAAGACAUUCCCUGUGCCAUGCUUCGAGGGAUCCUUUCACCCCAUAUUCAGGACUCCCUAUUUACCUGUAUCCUCCUCCGUUGUUCCAAUCCCCGGGACGUUUUCAUGGCCCCUCGUCGCCAGAGGAAAACCCCGCAGAGGGAUGCUGAGGAGAGCGGUGUUCUCCGACGUGCAGCGCAAGGCUUUGGAGAAAAUGUUCCAGAAACAAAAAUACAUCAGCAAACCCGACAGAAAGAAGCUGGCCUCUAAACUGGGACUAAAAGACUCGCAGGUAAAGAUCUGGUUCCAGAACCGGCGGAUGAAGUGGAGGAACUCAAAGGAACGAGAGCUUCUGUCAACCGGUGGGUGCCGCGAGCAGACCCUCCCCACGAAAACCAACCCACAUCCGGACCUCAGCGACGUAGGCAAGAAGUCUUCAGCCGAGGAUGAUGAUGAGGAGGAGUUGGGAGGAGAAAGAAUGAGGGCUUCAAGGCCCAGCAUCCCCUCUGCCACUCUGUUCAGCAAGCACUCGGACUUUUCAGAGUCGGAUGACGAAGAAAUAACAGUUUCCUAACUUAUUUUUAAACCCAGAAUUUUGUGACUGAACUUUGUUGGAGCCUGCUCCUCUGAAAAAAGAGCCUAUGAAUGUCCUGGGGAGAAAAAGUCAGAUUUGCAGCUUCAAUGGUGCACAGGACAUGCCUGAGAGACCCUUUGCUGUUUUGCACAGCUGUGUUCAGUUGUACAGAAUUUUGUACAAUUCUUUUGUAUGGACAUUUUAUGCCAAGAAUGUGUUUUUUUUUAUUUUGCCAUAAAACUGAAUAGAGUUGUUUAUUAAAAAUGUAGGGUAUUUUGUUAAUAAUUUAUUGUUUAUUAAGUAUGUUGUAUUAUGCACUGUACAUUUUUAUUUCACAGUUUUUGUACAAAUGCCAAAUUAAAAAAACUAUACUCGUCUGAAAAUGGAAAAUACAAUAAAAAACAAAAGAAAGUGAAAUCAUAAAUUAUAAUUUUAUUGGAUGACAAUAACUUAAGACUGUUCCAAUGUAAUGUCAGAUUUAAUUCUUCAGACAAAAAAUGACAAACUUCAUCAUUCUGCUCUGAUGUAAAGAGACUUUACACAAAAUACUCAUUUUCAAGUACUGUACCAAUUCAGCUAAAAAAGUCAUCAAAAUGUAAGAUUACCAACUAUAUACAAAUAUGUUACAUCUGUUUAGAAAUGUACAUGGCUAAGAGAGCUAAACAUUCAUUGAGUUUGUGAGUGAUGAAAUGACGGAGCUUCUUCAAUGUUAUUCAGGUGAGCUGAAGCCGUCUUUGUGCUCAGACUGCAGGAGGACAGUUUUGAUGGACAGAGACCAAAACUCCUCUUGUCACAUUUGAACAUUUCUGGCAGUGGUAACUGCUCUGGGCAAAAAGAAAGAAAGAAAAUACACAUUUGGCUUUAUUUGAGAGAUAAAAAAGUGAAUGUUGCAUAGGGAUCAGCGACAAAAAAGAAAAGAAAAA
Messenger RNA from Oryzias latipes (Japanese medaka), 2103 nucleotides. It is a transcript of the gene dbx1a, whose product is annotated as developing brain homeobox 1a. Gene Ontology annotation, biological process: cell differentiation in spinal cord; regulation of transcription by RNA polymerase II. Lineage: Eukaryota; Metazoa; Chordata; Actinopteri; Beloniformes; Adrianichthyidae. Gene Ontology annotation, molecular function: DNA-binding transcription factor activity, RNA polymerase II-specific; DNA binding. The record is from RefSeq and is a predicted model, not a curated record.